Messenger RNA from Phytomonas sp. Hart1, 1170 nucleotides. Lineage: Eukaryota; Euglenozoa; Kinetoplastea; Trypanosomatida; Trypanosomatidae. The record is from the annotation of a GenBank genome assembly.
GUUUGUCAUAGCUACUGCGUAAUACAAAAAAGUUAUCCACACAUGGUUUAUGCACUCAUCACACAGCUAUAAAUAAAUUAAUGAAAUCUACGUCAUGUUACCGAGCUGUGCAUGCCUUUGUGCGUGCCCCACACUACCGCACCAUUCCAGCGACAGGCAAUAAUGGCGUUGUUGUGAACCGCGAUAUGCUUAUUCGCCAUUUUCGCGACUUUUAUCGAACCCUUCAACACUCUAACCUGGUGGACAAAGUCCACAUCAUGUCAGAGCGUCCUAAUAUUGAGAGCUUGCGCGUAUCCGAUGUGAUGUCCUGUGUUGGGCCCACAUUCCUGGGCAUGCCUCUGUAUGGCAUGGAGCAUCGGGCAACCGAGUUUAUGGACACAAUUCGCUACAUACGCGGUGCGGGCGGCCCAACGAGUGCCUCGACCUACCUUCAAGAUAACGAGAACUGUCGCUGCCACAGCGGGGAUAUUGUGUGCCUGCCCACAGGCAUUACGGUGGGGCAUGGCCCCCGAACUAAUGCUGUGGCCCAUCAAAUUAUCAAAGACCUUUUUGAGGUAAAGGGGGACCCCCAUAUGCAAUUUGACGUCUUUGCCCUAGAACAGGAAGGAGAUGCACCGCCGCUUGGGGACUACUUUGGUUUUGCCGGCAAUAACGUGCUACUGGCAUGGAAGGAUGAACACGGGCUCCUGGCGGUUGACCAGUACCAGCAACAGCGUGCAAACACUGGUGCAAGCGAACAGAUGCAAAUCGCUUACUUGGAGUCUGGUUGUCAUUUCUUUAGUUUUUACGGCGUCGAUUACUCGACAGACGUCAUGGUGCAGAAAGGCUAUGAGCGAUCGAUGGAGAGCAUUGCCGCGAUAGGUUUGAAUCCCAUUCCUGUACAGUGGUCAGAAAUGACAAAGCUUGGGAUUUCGAUGCGCGCUGCAGUCCUAUCACUGAACUUUCUUCAGCCAAGUUCACAUGGUAUGAUGAAUCGAAAUAAGACGCAUGGGACUCGGUGGCAAUCGUAUCAGAUAACCUAAUGCGAAAUCAGACGUAUCGUCAUUAUAAACAUCGCGUAAAAAAAAAUUCCGCAGUGUGAAACACAAAAUUUAAUAACUAUAAUGAAAGGAAAAAAGGGAAAAUUCACCCCAUGAAUUGUUUAUGGAUUAAUUUGAAGUUAAUAAUAAA